UCACCAAAGAGAAAUGACACGUCAUCACUCACUGAUCAGCAUUCUUCGUUCAGGGUUCUAGUUUCUGCCUUUCUGGUAAAACCCUCUCUCCCUCCUCUCUCUCUCUCUCUCUCUCUCUCCUGCCUCUCCCCCCAUCUCUCUCCUGCUUCUCCCUCCCUUCAACUGUCUCUCCCCCUGCCUCUCUCUCUCACACACACGCACACACAAAUGAGGUGGGGAAGCAAGCAAUUGUUUUCAUUUCUUAAAUUUAACCAAAUACAAACACCAACCCAGAAUCAGCAAUCAAGAACCCUAGUUAAAGUCAGACUCAAAUGGGUAAAAAACAAAUCUCUAGACCACAUUAUUGACAUUCACACUGAUAUCAAAGCUGCUUCACUUCUCAAAGAUGCAAUCUUUCGUUCUUCUACUGGUUACUUGACUUCAAAAUCAAUUGCUGAUUGGCAAAAACUGUUUGGUUUAACUGUCCCUACUCUUCGAUUUAUUCGUCGAUAUCCUACUCUUUUCCAAGAAUUUCCUCACCCUAAAUACCCCUCUUUGCCUUGCUUUAAGCUCACCAACAUUGCCCUUAAUUUACAUAAUCAAGAACAGUUAGUGUAUCAGAAUUGUGAAAGUGAGAUUGUGGAGAGGUUGUGUAGAGUUCUUAUGAUGACUCGAGACAAGAUGGUGUCUUUUCAGUCACUUUACAAUUUGAAAUGGGAUUUGGGUUUGCCUGAUGAUUUUGACAGGAAUUUGAUUAGAAAGUAUCCGGAUUGUUUUCGGGCUGUUAAAGGGUCGAAUGGGUUGGCUUGUUUGAAGCUGUUGAAAUGGGAUGAUGAGUUUGCUGUUUCAGCCUUGCAAAUGGGGAAUGAAGAUGUUGAUUUGAGUGUUUCAGAUAAUGGGGAGACUGGGUUGAGGAAGUUUAAGAGGGGGCAAAAUGGGUUGGCGUUUCCUAUGAGUUUUCCGAGGGGUUAUGGUGGGCAAAAGAAAGUGAAGGCGUGGAUGGAUGAUUUUCAGAAGUUACCAUACAUUUCACCUUAUGAGGAUUGUAGGGGAAUUGAUCCGAAUAGUGAUCUUAUGGAGAAGAGAGUGGUUGGCGUGUUACAUGAAUUUUUGAGCUUGACUGUUUACAAGAAAACAAAGAGGAAUUACUUGAGAAGCCUAAGGGAGGAAUUGAUUCUUCCCCAUAAGUUCACUAGAAUUUUCACUAGGUAUCCGGGGAUAUUUUAUUUGUCGUUGAAAUGCAAGACCACAACAAUAGCAUUGAGGGAAGGGUACCGUCGUGGUAAAUUAGUGGACCCCAACCCACUCAGUAAGUUAAGGGAUAAAUUUUAUUAUGUAAUGAGAACUGGGUUGAUAUAUCGGAAUAAAGGUGUGGACAUGUUACCGCAGCUUGAUAGUUUGGUUGCUGAUGAUGGAGCCGUUGUCAACGAUCGGGAUGAAUCUGAGGAAGAAGAGGAUGAAGAAGUGUGCUAUACAGAUGGAAGUUCAGAGAUGGAGGCUGCGUCUUCGGAAGAAGAUUAGCUGUUUUUUAACCAAAAUUGCUUUGCUGAAAAGAAAAGGGCAGAUAUCAUCAGUCAGAGUUUCGUACGUUAACGCCCUCCACAUUUUGUUCUGAGGGAUACUUGCCAAUGCUCCCAACGCUGAUGCCGUGGCCAGGACCACAUAUAACUCCAGUGAUAUUGAUGUUCCUCGUUCCAGCCCCCAUGGAUAUGCAAUCAUCUCCAGUGCUGAUACUGGAAUUGAGAAUAUUAACGUAGUUGAUGUUUCCGGUGUGAAUUCCGUCAGUGUUUGGGCUAUCAGCUGGUGAUGUUAUUGUAAUGCUCUUGAUGGUAAUGUUCUCACAAUUUUCAAUUUUCAUGUGGAAACCUUUGCUGUUGAGUAAUGUUAUGUUGUGAACUAGUGAUUGCUUGAUCCUCGUCAACAUCAGUGACUGUAAAUUCAGAAGACAUGCAUAUUGUUCAGCAAAAAUACAGAACUUACUGGAGUAAGUGGUAAGCAUGAUACAGCAUUACUGCAAGGGUUGAAGGGCCAAGCCGAAGCUCCUUGGCCGUCGAGUGUGCCAUUUCCUCGGAUAGUCAAGCCAUCCACAUUGUCGAAAUUUAUCCAAUAAUUUGUAUUAGAUCGACCCUGGUGAGCCUGUAUUACUGCAUUUAUCAUAAAGCUCACUUGACCAUUGCAUGGCCCUGUAAACUGGAUGGUAUUUAACAGAUACGUUCCAUUCA
Daucus carota subsp. sativus is the source of this 2201-nucleotide messenger RNA. RefSeq names its product protein WHAT'S THIS FACTOR 9, mitochondrial. The record is from RefSeq and is a predicted model, not a curated record. The transcript is spliced from 3 exons. Gene Ontology annotation, molecular function: RNA binding. NCBI's taxonomy places the organism in Eukaryota, Viridiplantae, Streptophyta, Magnoliopsida, Apiales, Apiaceae. Bases 208 to 1500 code for a protein of 430 amino acids.